This is a messenger RNA of Cynara cardunculus var. scolymus (artichoke), 984 nucleotides long. Its product is annotated as ER membrane protein complex subunit 7 homolog. Gene Ontology annotation, molecular function: carbohydrate binding. Lineage: Eukaryota; Viridiplantae; Streptophyta; Magnoliopsida; Asterales; Asteraceae. The record is from RefSeq and is a predicted model, not a curated record. Bases 85 to 723 code for a protein of 212 amino acids. Gene Ontology annotation, cellular component: EMC complex. The transcript is spliced from 7 exons.
CCAGAGGGGUAGCAGUACAAAAUGGAGGCCGUAUCGUGAAUGCCGAAUUUAACUUUCUAAGGAUCUCUCAUUCUCUCUUCCUCCAUGGCUGUUCUACGGAGAUCCCAAACGACUUCAUCCUCACUGCUAGUACAAUUGUGUUUUCUAUCUCUUUUCUGUUCUUCUUCACUCGCAAUUACAACUGGGAAUGGAGGUGGUUAUACUAUUAAUGGUCAAGUGAAAAUUCCUGGUUUCGGUGCGAAAGGCUUUGGUCUGCCAGUAAAGACUAACAAUGCCAAAGUCACAUUAAAUGGUGGUCAGCGAGUUACCUUUCUAAAGCCUGAUGGUUACUUUUCAUUCCAUAAUGUGCCUGCUGGAACCCACCUUAUUGAAGUUGAUGCCAUCGGUUAUUUCUUUUCACCGGUACGCGUAGAUGUUAGUGCAAGAAACCCUGGUAAGGUUCAGGCAGCACUGACAGAAAACAGAAGAGGUCUAAAUGAGCUGGUUUUGGAGCCUUUGAGAGAAGAACAAUAUUAUGAGAUAAGGGAACCUUUCAACAUAAUGUCUAUUGUGAAAAGUCCAAUGGGUCUCAUGAUUGGAUUUAUGGUGGUGGUGGUGUUCUUGAUGCCCAAACUAGUCGAGAACAUGGACCCAGAAGAAAUUAGAAAAGCCCAAGAAGAGAUGAGGAACCAAGGAGUUCCUUCUAUUGCAAAUUUGAUGCCUGGAGGUGGAAGGAGCAAUUAGAGUGUUCAUCUGCCUGCUGUUAAGACUUCAAUUUCAGGGUUUGAUUUUUACAUCCGAUCUUUAUAUUGUGGUCUUGUUUACGAUAUUGAAACGGGACCCACAAAAGAAAACGACAGUGUUAUUUUUUUAGUAGAAUCAUUUACGUUUUAACUUCUUCCGUCUAAGUUUAUCAUAGGGCCUUUUUUGUACUUUUCCUCGUAAUUGUACUCUUCAGUGAUCGUAUAAACCAUAAAGAAGGACAUCAUUUAUAUGCUUAGAUCA